AAUAGAACAAGACUGUUUCUGACGGACCUUUGGAUACUCUAGCGCUUUUCACCCCAACUGCAGCUAUAUCUACUCGAAUUGGGUAAUUUCGCCAUUGACUUGCAAAUAAAGGCGGAAACAAUACAAACACCACACACAGAAUGGCUGUCGAGACCGCUCCUACUCUUCCCGUUCCCAUUGAGGAUCUCACCAAGGUCGCGAAUGAGGCUUGCGAAUCUGCACUGAAGAGCUGCGAGAGCUACGACCACGCCCAGGUCGGCGAAUGGAACUCCCAGAUCAUUAACCACAUUCUCAAGGCUCUCAUCACGGCCACCGCCCCCACCACUCCCUCCACGCAACCUCCUUACCGCUUCACCGUCAACAGCACGAUCGUCCAGCAAGGGCUCAUUGACAAGUCCGCCGCCGCAGAGGGGGCCGCCAGCAACACCGGCAAGCGCGGCAUGCACUCCGCCUCCGGUGCCUUCUGGGACGUCAACCGCGACGGCAUGUGGACUUUCAAGUACCCCGGCGCCGAGGAGCGCGGGCUUGAUGUGGUGGUCAGCGUGACCUGGUUCGCGGUGAACUAGUGCCAGGUGUGAGUGAUAUAGGGCAAAAAAGAUAUAACGCGGAAAAAAAAAACUACCUCUCUUUCUUUCUCUCUUCUCUUAUAUAUUUCUCACUUUCUCACCUCUUACUUUCUCAUUUUUUUUUGGUUCUUGUGCUCUAUUCUACCUUCCUGGUUAUAGUUUGCCUACUGCUGUCUCUUGAUGU
Messenger RNA from Penicilliopsis zonata CBS 506.65, 750 nucleotides. RefSeq lists its product as hypothetical. The transcript is spliced from 5 exons. Lineage: Eukaryota; Fungi; Ascomycota; Eurotiomycetes; Eurotiales; Aspergillaceae. Gene Ontology annotation, biological process: microtubule-based movement. Gene Ontology annotation, molecular function: dynein intermediate chain binding. Gene Ontology annotation, cellular component: cytoplasmic dynein complex; cytoplasm. The coding region runs from base 141 to 566 and encodes 141 amino acids. The record is from RefSeq and is a predicted model, not a curated record.